Messenger RNA from Enhydra lutris kenyoni (northern sea otter), 3926 nucleotides. RefSeq names its product histone deacetylase 4. NCBI's taxonomy places the organism in Eukaryota, Metazoa, Chordata, Mammalia, Carnivora, Mustelidae. Bases 235 to 3486 code for a protein of 1083 amino acids. The transcript is spliced from 27 exons. The record is from RefSeq and is a predicted model, not a curated record. Gene Ontology annotation, biological process: negative regulation of transcription by RNA polymerase II; chromatin organization. Gene Ontology annotation, cellular component: histone deacetylase complex. Gene Ontology annotation, molecular function: histone deacetylase activity.
CUGGAAGGCGGGCAGAGGUCACCCCCCGAGAGCCCACGGAAGAGCCCUGCCUGCCUCGUGGAUGAUUUGGCCUGUGAGACGUGUUCAGCACGACGGGGAGUUUUUGCGGCUGUGCGCCAACACUCGCUGCGGCUGUACUUGUAUGUGUCCGUGCAACGUGGGGGCUCUUUGGAGCUGUCGUUUACGUGGAAGUUGUGAGCCGUUUUGAACUGCUUGAAGGAGUAGACGCUAGCAAUGAGCUCCCAAAGCCGUCCAGAUGGACUUUCUGGCCGAGACCAGCCUGUGGAGCUGCUGAAUCCCGCCCGCGUGAACCACAUGCCCAGCACGGUGGACGUGGCCUCCGCGCUGCCUCUGCAGGUCGCUCCCCCGGCGGUGCCCAUGGACCUCCGCCUGGACCACCAGUUUGCGCUGCCCGUAGCGGAGCCCACCCUCCGGGAGCAGCAGCUGCAGCAGGAGCUGCUGGCCCUGAAGCAGAAGCAGCAGCUGCAGAGGCAGAUCCUCAUCGCCGAGUUCCAGCGGCAGCACGAGCAGCUGUCCCGGCAGCACGAGGCCCAGCUGCACGAGCACAUCAAACAACAGCAGGAGCUGCUGGCCGUGAAGCAUCAGCAGGAGCUGCUGGAGCAUCAGCGGAAGCUGGAGCGACACCGCCAGGAGCAGGAGCUGGAGAAGCAACACCGCGAGCAGAAGCUGCAGCAGCUCAAGAACAAGGAGAAAGGCAAAGAGAGUGCGGUGGCCAGCACAGAGGUGAAGAUGAAGCUGCAGGAGUUUGUCCUCAAUAAGAAGAAGGCUCUGGCCCACCGGAACCUGAACCACUGCAUCUCCAGCGACCCCCGCUACUGGUACGGGAAAACACAGCACAGUUCGCUUGACCAGAGCUCCCCACCCCAGAGUGGGGUGUCGGCCUCCUACAACCACCCGGUCCUGGGAAUGUACGACAGCAAAGAUGACUUCCCGCUCCGAAAAACAGCUUCUGAACCCAAUUUGAAAUUACGGUCCAGGCUAAAGCAGAAGGUGGCAGAGCGACGGAGCAGCCCCCUGCUGCGCAGAAAAGACGGGCCAGUGGUUACAGCUCUGAAGAAGCGCCCACUGGAUGUCACGGACUCGGCGUGCAGCAGUGCCCCCGGCUCUGCGCCCAGCUCCCCCAACAACAGCUCCGGGAACGUCAGCACGGAGAACGGGAUCGCGCCUGCCGUCGCCAGCAUCCCGGCCGAGACCGGCUUGGCGCACAGACUCGUGACUCGAGAAGGCUCCGUGGCCCCACUCCCCCUCUACACGUCACCGUCCUUGCCCAACAUCACUCUGGGACUGCCUGCCACCGGCCCGUCCGCUGGGGCGGCCGGCCAGCAGGAAGCCGAGCGACUUGCUCUCCCAGCCCUCCAGCAGCGGAUCUCCCUCUUCCCUGGCACCCACCUCACCCCCUACCUGAGCACGGCACCCCUGGAGCGCGACGGCGGGGCCACACACAACCCCCUCCUACAACACAUGGUCCUGCUGGAGCAGCCACCCACGCAGACGCCCCUCGUCACAGGCCUGGGUGCACUGCCCCUGCAUGCACAGCCGCUGGUGGGUGCAGAGCGCGUGUCCCCGUCUGUGCACAAGCUGCGGCAGCACCGCCCGCUGGGGCGCACGCAGUCGGCCCCACUGCCCCAGAACGCGCCGGCCCUGCAGCACCUGGUGAUCCAGCAGCAGCACCAGCAGUUCCUGGAGAAGCACAAGCAGCACUUCCAGCAGCAGCUGCACAUGAACAAGAUGAUCCCCAAACAGAGCGAGCCGGCUCGGCAGCCCGAGAGCCACCCCGAGGAGACCGAGGAGGAGCUUCGUGAGCACCAGGCCCUCCUGGAGGAGCCCUACCUGGACCGGCUGUCAGGGCAGAAGGAGCCGCACGCGCUGGCUGGGGUACAGGUGAAGCAGGAGCCCAUCGAGAGUGACGAGGAGGAGGCGGAGCCCCCGCGGGACUCAGAGUCUGGCCAGCGCCAGCCCACAGAGCAGGAGCUGCUCUUCAGACAGCAAGCCCUCCUCCUGGAGCAGCAGCGGAUCCACCAGCUGAGGAACUACCAGGCAUCCAUGGAGGCCGCGGGCAUCCCCGUGUCCUUCGGCGGCCACCGGCCUCUGUCCCGGGCGCAGUCCUCCCCGGCGUCGGCCACCUUCCCCAUGUCUGUGCAGGAGCCCCCCGCCAAACCGAGGUUCACCACAGGCCUCGUGUACGACACGCUGAUGCUGAAGCACCAGUGUGCAUGCGGGAGCACCACCAGCCACCCUGAGCACGCUGGGAGGAUCCAGAGCAUCUGGUCUCGGCUGCAGGAGACGGGCCUCCGGGGCAAAUGUGAGUGCAUCCGCGGACGGAAGGCCACGCUGGAGGAGCUGCAGACGGUGCACUCGGAGACGCAUACCCUGCUCUACGGCACAAACCCCCUCAACAGGCAGAAACUGGACAGUAAGAAACUUCUAGGCUCGCUAACGUCCGUGUUCGUCAGGCUGCCCUGCGGUGGUGUUGGGGUGGACAGCGACACGAUAUGGAACGAGGUGCACUCAUCGGGGGCGGCCCGGCUGGCCGUGGGCUGCGUGCUCGAGCUGGUCUUCAAGGUGGCCACAGGGGAGCUGAAGAAUGGCUUUGCCGUGGUCCGUCCUCCAGGACAUCACGCGGAGGAGAGCACACCAAUGGGCUUCUGCUAUUUUAACUCCGUGGCCAUCGCAGCUAAGCUUCUCCAGCAGCGGCUGGACGUGAGCAAGACCCUCAUAGUGGACUGGGAUGUGCACCAUGGGAAUGGGACCCAGCAGGCCUUCUACAGCGACCCGAACGUCCUGUACAUCUCCCUCCACCGCUAUGAUGACGGGAAUUUCUUUCCAGGCAGCGGGGCUCCAGACGAGGUGGGCACGGGGCCAGGCGUGGGCUUCAAUGUCAACAUGGCUUUCACUGGUGGCCUUGACCCCCCCAUGGGAGAUGCGGAGUACUUGGCGGCCUUCAGGACCGUGGUCAUGCCCAUCGCGAAUGAGUUUGCCCCAGAUGUGGUGCUCGUGUCAUCAGGCUUCGACGCUGUGGAGGGCCACCCCACGCCCCUCGGUGGCUACAACCUGUCCGCCAAAUGUUUCGGGUACCUGACGAAGCAGCUGAUGGGCUUGGCGGGCGGCCGGAUCGUUCUGGCGCUGGAGGGGGGCCACGACCUCACAGCCAUCUGCGACGCCUCGGAAGCAUGUGUUUCUGCUUUGCUGGGCAACGAGCUUGAUCCUCUCCCAGAGAAGGUCUUACAGCAGAGACCCAACGCUAAUGCAGUCCGGUCCAUGGAGAAAGUCAUUGAAAUCCACAGCCAGUACUGGCGCUCCCUGCCACGCCUCUGCUCCACAGUGGGCCACUCUCUGGUAGAGGCCCAGAAGUGCGAGAACGAGGAAGCAGAGACCGUCACCGCCAUGGCCUCGCUGUCCGUGGGUGUGAAGCCCGCUGAGAAGAGACCCGACGAGGAGCCCAUGGAAGAGGAGCCGCCCCUGUAGCCUCCCGUGGAGCUGCGGGCCUCUUGUUUGUCUGUCCCCGUCUGGAAGCUCCGCCGAGAAAGCUCCUGUUUCUGUGCGGCCUGCCCGCGCCCUCUGCCCAAGGCUGGAGCAGCGGCGGGAGGCCCCUGGGGGCUCCCCAGCGGGCAGCCCUGCACUGCCCCGGGACCCCCGCGACGCCGGGCUCUCGGCUACCCCGACGGAGGCCGCGGAGGAAGGAAGCCUGUGGCGGCUCGCGGCAGAGCUGCCCACUUCGUGGCCGUGAGGGAAGGAAAACGAAAAUCAAAGAUCUAAUAAUACAAAACAGACUCGAUGAAAACUGGUGCUUACCGUUGAUUAUUACCCACAAUUCCACAGUCUCUGUGUAAACCACUCAACGCAUCCUGUAGCUUCUUUUUUUGUUCGAGGGAACGUUUUCUUGGGCUCCGGCUGCGUCCGGGAGC